Anthostomella pinea is the source of this 405-nucleotide messenger RNA. The record is from the annotation of a GenBank genome assembly. NCBI's taxonomy places the organism in Eukaryota, Fungi, Ascomycota, Sordariomycetes, Xylariales, Xylariaceae.
AUGACUGGAGGCGGCAAAUCCGGCGGCAAGGCCAGUGGUGCCAAGAACUCGCAAUCCCGAUCUUCCAAGGCUGGUCUGGCUUUCCCCGUCGGUCGUGUCCACCGUCUGCUCCGCAAGGGCAACUACGCUCAGCGUGUCGGUGCCGGUGCUCCCGUCUACCUCGCUGCCGUCCUUGAGUACCUGGCUGCCGAGAUUCUCGAGCUGGCUGGCAACGCCGCCCGUGACAACAAGAAGACCCGUAUCAUCCCCCGUCACCUGCAACUCGCCAUCCGGAACGAUGAGGAGCUGAACAAGCUGCUCGGACACGUCACCAUCGCCCAAGGUGGUGUCCUGCCCAACAUCCACCAGAACCUGCUCCCCAAGAAGACUGGCAAGCCCGGCAAGAAUGCGAGCCAGGAGUUGUAG